AAAAAAAAUAACGGCGAAGAUUCUUAGAAGCGCGAAAUUGGUGUAUGGUAUUAAUUUGGUUUUUUACUAUAAUCUUAUUACUUAUAAAUGAUAUUAUCUUUCCGAGAAUCGAAAACCAAAGAUGUCUAAGGAUAUUCGAUCGUUUUUCAAGCCUCAGAAAGUGAAAAAACCAAUAGCUGAAGAUGAUGUUGAUGUUAUACCAGAAUCACCUGAUGUUGAAAUUAAGAUUAAGAAGAGAGAAAAUAGAAAAAAACGAGUGUUGAGUGACUCAGAUGAAGAAAUAUUUUCUACAAAGAAGAAAAAGUCAAAUGAAGAUAGUCUUAAGACAUCGCUGAAAACAAAACAUAAGGCCCUUGCUAAAACAGAACUCAAAGAAGUUAAAGCAGCUGACAUCUUUGGCAGUGGACCCAUUAAAAGAACAGAGCCAAAUGUAAAAUCAGUCCAAAAAAAAACUGAAACUGGUAUUCAUUCGGAUGAUGAUUUUGAUAAAAGUCUUUUGGAACUUGAUAGUACUGAAGAAUUAACUCUGAAUAAUGUUAAAAAGGAAACUACCCCUGUUAAAUCUCACAAUGAAAAAUCAAACAUAAACCCAAAUUCAACAAAAACUAAUACUGAUAUCAAAAACAACAAAUCACUGGAAGUGAACUUUAAUGGAAAUGGGAGUUUGUCUGCAGAAAACCAUGAAUCAGAAGCUGUUACACCAAAAGCAAAAAAGAGACACCUUGAUUUAACAUCAGAGAAUACAUAUGAAUCAAAAGAAAAUAAAAUCAGCAAAUCAAAGCAACAUGUUAAUAAAUCAAAGGCGAGUAAUACAAAUGAGAAUGCAUCACCAAAUGACAAAGAUAUUUUUGAAGCAACAGAUUUGGAACUAGAUUCAAGCCAACUAAAAAGCAAUAAGAAACUUGAGAAGAGCCUAAAUGAGUCUGUUCUUACUGACGAAGAACGAUAUGAACGUAAACGACAUUCUGCAGCUUUGUACCAAAAGUAUUUGAACAGGUCUGGACCUAAACAUUUGGGAGCUAAAACCAUUCCUGAGGGUACACCAAAUUGCUUAAAAGAUUGUGCCUUUUUGUUAACUGGGGUGUUGGACUCCUUUGAAAGAGAUGAGGUCGCGGAAGCUAUUACGAAACUGGGUGGAACUAUCAAAAACUCUAUCAGCAAAAAGGUAACACACGUCUUGGCUGGAGAGGACGCGGGUCCGGCGAAAAUAGCGAAGGCUCAAGACCUAGGAAUUAAAAUAAUAAAUGAAAAUGAGUUUCUGGAAUUAAUAGUAGCUUUGUCCAAGGGAAACACGACUGAGAAGACUAAAAGCAAAGAUGAUAUCAAAAAAGAACAAAAUCCCAUUCCGAAAUCAAAUAAGGGAAAGCAUCAUACAGUAAAUAAAAAUAAUCAUAAAUCUGACACCAGUACAAGCAAUGAGAAAUCUGUAAAAGAUAAAACUAGCCCAAAAGUUAAAAAUAUCAAAAGCGAAAUUGUAGAUGUAAAAGUAAAAAAAUUGGAAGCAGCUAAAAAUCAAAACAAGUCUACUGACCCGGAAAGUAAACCCAAAUUAAAUACAAAUCAUAUACCCGAAAGUAAUAUAAAAAUGAAAUCUACUAAUGAUUUACAGGUCAGCUCAAGUACAAAACCGGCAACUGUAUCGGUGCAGUCUGCAAUGUGGGUGGAAAAAUAUAAACCACAAUCACUCAAGCAAAUUAUUGGACAACAUGGGGAAGCUAGCAAUGUUAAAAAAUUAUGCAACUGGCUUACUAAAUGGUACGUGAAUAGAAAAGCGAAAUUACCAAAACCUAGUCCGUGGGCGAAAAACGAUGACGGAGGAUAUUAUAAAGCAGCUUUGCUGUCGGGACCGCCGGGCGUUGGUAAGACGACGACGGUGACAUUGGUGUGCAAAGAGCUCGGGUUCGACGUGGUGGAGUUCAAUGCUUCCGACACCAGGAACAAGUCCCUAAUCAAGGAACAGAUCGGCGAGUUGUUGACCACUACUUCCCUUUCCGGAUAUGCCAAGGGAAUGACGGGCAAGCAAGCUGUUUCAAAGAAACAUGUUUUAGUAAUGGACGAAGUUGACGGUAUGGCUGGCAACGAAGAUAGAGGCGGUCUUCAAGAGUUGAUAAGUCUCAUAAAGUCAGCAUCCGUACCCAUUAUAUGCAUGUGCAACGAUAGAACCAGUCAGAAAAUGAGAUCUCUCGUCAAUUAUUGCUACGAUUUGAGAUUUAACAGGCCUCGGGUUGAUCAAAUAAAGGCGGCGAUGAUGUCGGUGUGCUGCAAGGAGGGCAUCAAAGUGCCGGGCGAGGCGCUGUCGCACCUGAUCGUGGCCGCCAACCAGGACGUGCGCCAGACGCUCAACCUGCUCUCCAUGUGGGCCGUGGACCGCGACCGCGCUGACGCCGACCGCCUCGCGAGAGACGCCUCGCACACUAAAAAGGAUAUCAAACUGGGGCCUUGGGAAGCCAUACGCAAGGUGUUCUCUGCGGAAGAACAUAAGAGCAUGAGCAUUCACGACAAAAGUGAUCUGUUCUUCUACGACUACAGCCUCGCGCCGCUGUUCGUGCAGGAGAACUACCUGCAAGUCGCGCCACACUGCCCCAAGCAUGAGGUGCUGGAGCGGCUCAGCAGGGCAGCCGACAGCAUCAGCGUCGGAGACCUCGUCGAGGCGAGGAUUCGCGGCAGUCAGGCCUGGAGCCUUCUGCCCAUGCAGGCGAUGUACAGUUCAGUGAUCCCCGGGCACGUGAUGGCGGGCCACGUGACCGGCCAGAUACAGUUCCCGGGCUGGCUCGGCAAGAACUCGCGCAAGAACAAGAUGCACCGUCUCUGCCAGGAGAUCCACGCCCACACCAGGCUCAGCACGUCGGGUUCGAAGUCGUCUAUAUUCCUGGACUACUGCACGCACCUGCGCGACGCCAUAGUGACGCCGCUCGUCCGAGACAAGAGCGACGGCAUCGCGCACUCCCUGCAAGUGCUCGAGGCGUACCAUCUCUUGAGAGACGAUUUGGAAUCAUUAACUGAAAUGUCACUAUGGCCCGGCCAAAGGAAUCCAAUGAUUCUAAUAGAUUCGAAGGUAAAAGCGGCAAUGACCCGCACGUACAACAAGAAAGCGAUGGCGCUGCCGUACGCGCCGGGGCAGGUGAAGCGCGCGCGCGCCGCCGACGCCGACGACGGCGCGCCCGCCGAUGACGACGCCGACGACGACGCCGACGUCGACGCCGACCACGAGCAAGAUGACAGCGACCCCGAGAAUGACCUUCUCAUUAAGAAAAAAAAGAACAAUGAGAAAACUGGAGGUAAAAAAGAUGAAGCUGGUACUAGUAAAGACAAGCCUAGUUCGAGCAAAGGCAAGGGAAAGAAGAAGUAGUUAACUGUAGUAAACACUCCAUAGUCCCGCCUGAUAAUCCGCCCAUUCAUUCCAGCAAUAUGAUAUAAUGUAUUUCGGGUCUAUAACUAUCAUGAUCAAUUUUACGAUUGACCGCUAAGUAACAACUAGUUCAUGAAGUAGUUGUGCAUCUUACUCAAUCAAUGUAUCUUUGCUAAGAUGUACCUGUGUAAGAAGUGGAGCCACCCAGAUUUUUGAUGCAGGUUGUUUCAGCUUCAGCUUCGGCGACGUCUGAGGUUAAUAACUGUUUAAGUUUUGGCCCUAAAGUCACGUUUGGUAUCAUUGUCAACUAAAUCAAAAGAUGUAGAACAUACCUUUAAUCUAAAUCGGUUCAGCGGUUAUUGAUUCCCCAUACAAACUUCCACCACCUUUUUCACACUUACACUUAAAGGAUGAUUUGUAGAAUAAAAACUAUCCCAUGUCAUUUCCCGGGACUAUCUAUAACAAACUAUUUUAACUAAAUAGGGAAUAUUACGCGAAAUUCUGCGUAGGGGGCGCUACUACCACAAACCAUCACAAUCUGAGGGUCUACCGCGAAACAAGAAAAUCGAAAUUUCCUUAUCUAACCUCUCUAUCACUCGAGCGAUAAAGAGGCAGAUAACUAAAUAUCGAUUUUCGCGUUUCCCGGUAGACCCUUUGUAAACAAAUCGCAUUGAUGCAUCAAUGUCAUAUUUUAUUGUCUGUGAAAACUUGUCAAAAAACUGGUUAAUGCACUGUAUGUAUAAGUUACUCUAUGGUUUACUAUAGGCACUAGUAAUGCACUCUGGCGGCAGAAUAUUGCAGUAAUACCCCCUAUUGGUUCAGCGGUGUAACCGUGAAGAGGAAUUUAAAGAAUAGUACAAUUUUGUUUUUACCUCGGAAUGGUGUUGAUAUGAUACCUACCAUAAAUGAAUUCGGCAUUCCCGAUAUAUGUAUACGAAAACGAUACCGAACUUGGCCUAGUAGCUUAAAUGAUGUAGACGCCCCCCUCCCCCACACACUCAAAAUUUACAUCAAAAAUCUUGGUGGGUUCUUAAAGCAAUCCCUGGGACCAAUCUUGCCAAAGGAAAUGUUCGGUUCGCGAAACGCGGUAUUUCAUCGGCUGCAACGACCACUAUAUUCGUUACCGAAACGAGGAAGUGAUUGGCUGUCCCAUUAAAUAUUUUCUAAAACACACUGUUGUUAGAUCCCAUGUGAAUUACGUAGGUUCUAUUCGUUCUGUUCCUUGCUUUCCAGCUAUAUUCACUUCUUGCUAAUCUUUGGCGGUAGGUAUAUCUAGAGGAAACUCUUUUUUGGAACUAAUGUAACUACUUAUAGUUUAUGUAGUAAUCUAAUAAUUAUACAAAUCACAAACAUCACACAUGUAAUUAUUUUAGGGUAGACGGAUAAUCGCUCUGCCGAAAUAAUUAAUAAGGUUUACAAAAUCGUAUAGUUAACAUGAAAUUAAAAGUUCGUUAAAAACAUAUGGCAUUAUACCUCUAAUUUAGUUCGAGCUUUCUUUACCAAUAUUCGUAUUAAGCGGCAUACGCAUUGUCUAUAGUUUAUUCAACAUAAGUGGCCCCCAAAAGUGGCCCCCAUGUUUAAAAUUCAUUUGUUUACGUUACAUACGUUACGUUACGUCACUAAUUUACAUAUGUGUACCAAAUUUCAACUUAAUUGGUCCAGUAGUUUCCGAGAAAAUAGGCUGUGACCGACGGACAGACAGACAGACGCACGAGUGAUCCUAUAAGGCUUCCGUUUUUUCCUUUUGAGGUACGGAACCCUAAAUAAAAUAAUCGUUGAAAAAAAAGUAACUCUACCGCUCUAACUUUUGAAGCAUGGGUCCAAAAUAUAUGAAAAAAAAUCGUAAAAUAAAAGCUUAAUAAAUACUUUAAAUUAAAACUAAAGCGAACAUGACUGGUCCAGCCGUUUUUGAGUUAUUGAAAAAGACUUCUCUUCUUAGUAAAAAAACAAACAAAACGAUGCGUAGGUAAGUUACCUUCGUACGUUUUUUUAUAGAAAUAUUAUUGAAAAUAGUACAAUUUUGUUUUUACCUCGUAAUAUAAGAAAUAUAGAUGGAUUGAUAUAGAAAUAUGCUCUUGGUCGAUUUUUUUUAUGUAUACAGUCUUUCCUGUUUAUGGUGUGUUAGGCUGGCCACUCACGUUCAGUUACCCUAAUAUGUUUCACCAAUUCUCAUUGUCACUUAAAACAUCAAGUUUAGAAGACGUAAUUACAGUUGACAGUUACAUAAUAGUUAUAUGUACAACAAGAGAUCAAAGUUUGAUAUUUCUUCGAGUGCUUAUUUUGAGUCCCGUGCAAGCGAAAGAUUCUAUAAUCUUAUCUUUAGAAUCUUGAGCGUAGUAAGGGACUCAAAAGCGCACGAGAUGUAAAUAACUUUGAUCUCGUGUAGUACACAAAAUGUUUAACCUGAGCAGUGAGAACAUACCUAUUAGACAACUUGAAAAAUGUAAUCCUUCUUCAUCACUUAAUACCUGCACUCAUGUUUUCUUAAGAUAUACAAACAAUUAAGUUUAAUUACCGCAAUCGAACACGAAAACAAAACGUAAUAAUACAUUUCAGUAAAAUAAUAUGGAAAUAACGAACAUCAACUGACACUUCAAUCGACAAUAAUUUUUUUGUAAAAAUAAAACUUUGUAAGAUACGGUCCGAAUUGCGUAUACGUACUAUUUGUCAACUAAGGUAGAAAUUCUUAAAAGUAAAAUAAUUAAUUUUGCGUAAUAAUCUGUGUAUUUUUUGAGUUCAUUAUUUUAAUUGUACAAUAAAAUACCUAAAAUAUAAUAUUUUAUCAGUUUUUAUCAAAUCUUAAACAUUAUUUUUAUUAAUUAAUUAUUAAGAAUUCAUACUCGUACGUGGUUUAGAACGAUGCGGUCUGAAGUUUUUCGGGGGUCUAUUAUAAACCGUCAAUAUACUGUUGAAUGUCGUUUUAACUUUUUUUGUCUGUUUCUUUUUGCUAACAGUGUGAAACGGACAGAGAUAAUAGAACCCAAGUAUUUCGAACUUGUAUUAGACCCCGCAUAUUGAAAUGACAUUUGACUAUAAAGGUCACUUGAAUGUCAUUUUGUCUCACUCAGUGAGCAAAAUCGCAUUUUUCUCACUGUUUUUAAGAAGCAAAGUACCCUUGUUCGAGCUGCUGAGGUGAAAAACUCUUUUACAGUACAUAUGGUCCUAUUUUCCCGCACUAGUGCGUAAAAUAGCACUUUUCGUGCGUAUGUCAAAAGUUUAAAUGGCCAUAUGUACUGUAAAACGUUGUACCAUACACGUGCGAAUAGGUAAUUCGCAACUCGUGUCGAUUUAAAACACUCCCUUCGGUCGCGGUCGCGGUCCGCACUUGUAUCGUAAAUAACUAUUAUCGGAUAGUAAAAAUGUUUUGUUAAAACUAUAGACAAAGGUAGCUGCAAACAACUGAAGUAGAUGGCUCUGAACGGCGUUAUAUGCUUUAUGGUAUUAUGGUUACUGGUUUGUCAAACAGCGCCAGAUAACCUAGUUGCCGCAUAAUGUACGGCGCUGUACAGAGUGUACAGGUACAGGUGUCAAAUUUGCGACCAAGGUAGAGUCGGCGCGGAAAGAGAAAGAAAGUGAAAUGCAUGGGGUCCAAUACAUUCUAAAG
This is a messenger RNA of Cydia splendana, 6953 nucleotides long. It is a transcript of the gene Gnf1, whose product is annotated as replication factor C subunit 1. The record is from RefSeq and is a predicted model, not a curated record. The transcript is spliced from 18 exons. Gene Ontology annotation, molecular function: DNA binding; DNA clamp loader activity; ATP hydrolysis activity. NCBI's taxonomy places the organism in Eukaryota, Metazoa, Arthropoda, Insecta, Lepidoptera, Tortricidae. The coding region runs from base 122 to 3349 and encodes 1075 amino acids. Gene Ontology annotation, biological process: DNA repair; DNA replication. Gene Ontology annotation, cellular component: DNA replication factor C complex; nucleus.